Molecule: messenger RNA, 562 nt
Organism: Suillus clintonianus
Lineage: Eukaryota; Fungi; Basidiomycota; Agaricomycetes; Boletales; Suillaceae
Exons: 1
Coding region: 75-323 (82 amino acids)
Source: RefSeq, a predicted model, not a curated record
GUGCUUUUACCGCUUGCCGGACCACUAUUGUAUGUACAAGAUACAUAACAGCCCUGAGAUGGCCGCAUGAUAAGAUGGGAUCUGCGCUAGUGAGCACGUUAUUGACGAUGAUAUUGCGUGUCGCAAACCAGGUGUUGUAUGAAAGUUGCCUAGCGAGUUAUGCGAUUGAUGCAGAAGUGGAAGUCGUGCCAUUCAUCAUAUUACGGGUAAUAUGCGUGCAUUCCCUAGUAAUAUUAGUACCAAGGGCGCUACUGUGGCCAUGCGCUAUUGUUAACUCGGUUACUUCCCUGGCCGUCCUGUAUAGACGCUGCGGCGCUACGUGAACAUAGGAUAUCGUAGAAUGUUUUAUGGCAGGGUGCGUUAAAUGCUGAGUCGGUAGAUCCGUUGUCUUCGUUCGUACAGCGCUUGAGGUCGAAUUUGGUGCUCGAUCAUGAUGGGUCUAGUCACAGUCUCAUGAUGAGGUCGUUUCGCUCUAGAAUUUAAGCUGAUUGGGUAGCAUAAAUGGACUUAGGAUCAAGAAAUGAGCAGUCACUGAUCCUGUAAUCGAUGCAACGUUCGAGCA